AUGUUGCUUUCUCAUUCCUAUUGGAAUGUGUUGGAGCAAAAUACAUUUUAGUAUUGUAAUAAUAAUAUUAAUUUAUAUGAGUUAGUGGUAGAAUAGACAGACUCUCCAUGAUUGAGAGCUUCAGAGUGAUCAAAGCCCUUUUGUGUUUUCUUCAAUACUUUUUUUAACUCUCUGAAAAUUUCUCUGUUUGUUUUGGGAAGUGAGAUCUGAUGAUAUUACCUGUGUUUAAGCUUGGCACACUUGCCCUCAAAUCUUUCUGUAAACCUAUCGGUAAUCGAAUCAAGAAAGAGGCUGGAUACCACCCCAGGUUCCGAAAUUUCAUCAUCAACAUUGCCCAGUAAUCUCCGGCGACCGCUUUCCGAUCUCCUCUCAGUUCCCGGUAAGUCAAGAUCUGCUCUCUCUCUUUCUCUCUCUCCUCUAGUCUACUAGCAGCUCAGGCGAAGCUGCGAACGGCGCCGGCCAGCGAACAGCAGCGAAAACCAGUCGGCAACCGGACGUCGCCUCUGAUCUGCUAUUCCCGCCAGCAAGCGAAGGCGCCGGCCAGAAGCAGUGCGAGGACCAGCCCCGACCGGCGACCCUCUUUCUCUCUUCUCCUACGCUUCAGUGAGGACGACAACAUCAAAGAGCAGCUCCAACUGCCCUGACCAGCGAACUGCGAGCAGCAAACUCCGGCGAAGGCAAGAGCGUUUCAGAUUCUCCGGCGAACUCCUCUAUCUUCUCCGACGACCAACCCAGAAGAGAGACGGCAGUGCUACUGUUGUCGCCGGAGACCAACCAGAUCUGGUCGGAAAACUGCCAGACCUUGUCGGAAAAUUGCCCAAAGACCACCGAAGCCCUCCAUAUUCACCGAUUCAGAUUGAAGAUGAGCAUUGUAGCUUGAAGUUAACAGAAUUUGAUUUGAGAUAUACAUUUCUUGGUCAAACUCUACACAUUGAUGGCUGCUAUUAGGCUUUCAACUUUGAAGAGAACCCUUAAUUUCUCUUAUAAAUUAGCAAAUCAGAUUGAUGUCAGACCUUCAUAUGCUUGCAUAAAUGGUAAUCUCCAUUCUAGAGAACCCACCUAUUCAAAAAAUUAUGCUGACCCAAAAUGUUUUAAUAUAAGGGGUAUACGCUCUGCUAGUGGGACCAGUCAUGUUACCUCAUAUCUCAGUGGGAGAUCUGAUAAUAAAAGUUUCUGGGGAAGUAAAUCAAUUGUUGUAACUAGCCCCAUUUGGAAUAAUCGAUGGUAUUCAUCGUCUUUUAGUAGUAAAGGAGAUAGUCCUAAAGGUUCAGAAGUUUCAACUGGUGCAAGUGGGUCUGAUAUGGAUACAGGUGGUGUAAGUGGAAGUGAAUGGGUUGGAAAUAUUAAGGAAGCUUGGCAAACUGCCACAGAUGCUGUGACUUCUACUGGGGAAAAAGUGAAAGAGGCAUCUUCGGAAAUGACUCCUUAUGUUGAACAAGUGCUUGAUGCACACCCUUAUCUGAGAGAUGUAAUUGUUCCUGUUGGUGGCACUUUAACUGGUACCUUAAUGGCUUGGGUGGUGCUUCCAAGACUUUUGAGGAGAUUUCACAAGUAUUCUAUGCAAGGACCAGCUGCUUUGUUGCCUGGAAGCUCGAUAUGGGGGCAGGUUUCUUAUGAGAAAAGUAUUUGGGGUGCUAUGGAGGAUCCGGUUCGAUAUUUAAUCACUUUCAUGGCAUUUUCACAGAUUGCUGUGAUGGUGGCACCAAGCACUAUUGCAUCACAAUAUCUUCUCCAGACUUGGAGAGGUGCUGCUAUUCUUUCAUUUGUCUGGUUUCUACAACGAUGGAAAACAAAUGUGAUCAGCAGAGCUUUGGCUGUAAAGAAUCUUGAAGUAGGUGACCGUGAUCGGUUGUUGACUUUGGACAGAAUCUCUUCCGUUGGCCUCUUCAUCCUUGGGCUAAUGACUUUAGCUGAAGUUUGUGGAGUAGCUGUACAAUCUAUUUUGACCGUUGGUGGAAUUGGAGGAGUGGCUACUGCUUUUGCUGCUAGAGACAUCCUUGGCAAUGUUCUUAGUGGGCUCUCCGUACAGCUUUCACGACCUUUUUCAGUUGGUGACACGAUAAAAGCUGGAUCAGUGGAAGGUCAAGUGGUUGAAAUGGGGCUAACUACUACAUCAUUGUUGACUGCAGAAAAAUUCCCUGUUAUUGUCCCAAAUUCACUAUUUUCCAGUCAGGUGAUUGUGAAUAAAUCACGUGCUCAAUGGCGUGCCAUGGUCACUACAGUUCCUUUCCAAAUUGAAGACUUUGAUAUGAUUGUCCAGAUAUCAGAUGAUGUAAAGAGCAUGCUCAAAUCUAAUCCAAAUGUUUUCUUGGAAAAGGAAGCACCAUACUGCUACUUGUCUAAAAUUGAAAAAACAUUUGCAGAGUUAACUCUCGGGUGCAACUUAAGAUAUGCGAGCAAGGACAAACUAUUUUCAGCACAACAGGAUAUUCUUCUGCAAGCAGUUCGAAUAGUCAAGCAGCAUGGGGGCACACUGGCUGAUCCUUGGAGUCAGUGAAUUGGAACGAAGAUGUCUUAGUCUUGAGGGUCAUGGAGGUGGAGUUUGAGGAUUUUGUGCUGGUUCCAUUGGAAGUUUCGCUUGAAGUUCAUAACUUUGUCAUAAGAUUCUACUAUUGAGCUAUGUAGUACUUGAAUUUGCGAAUUUUUCUUGGAACUUUUUCGCUCUAUAGCGGCCCAACCUUAUAACCAAAAUGUGUCCAUAUUUUCAAUCUUAUCCGAAAUAGUCCAUUUUGUAUGUAUUUUGCAAAAAAGAAGGAUUUCAUCCCUAACCUACAGUGAAGAAGAGAUACUGGGGAUUGAAUAUCCCUAUGUUCCAAGUCGGACAACCUCCUUUAUUUCUUCGAUUUUUAGAGUAAUUUCCAAUACAUCUGCCAUUGUUAUA
Solanum tuberosum (potato) is the source of this 2881-nucleotide messenger RNA. Its product is annotated as mechanosensitive ion channel protein 1, mitochondrial-like. Gene Ontology annotation, biological process: transmembrane transport. The record is from RefSeq and is a predicted model, not a curated record. Lineage: Eukaryota; Viridiplantae; Streptophyta; Magnoliopsida; Solanales; Solanaceae. Gene Ontology annotation, cellular component: membrane. The transcript is spliced from 8 exons. Bases 935 to 2497 code for a protein of 520 amino acids.